Messenger RNA from Hyphopichia burtonii NRRL Y-1933, 645 nucleotides. RefSeq lists its product as uncharacterized. Gene Ontology annotation, biological process: cristae formation. The transcript has a single exon. The record is from RefSeq and is a predicted model, not a curated record. Gene Ontology annotation, cellular component: MICOS complex; mitochondrial crista junction. Bases 1 to 645 code for a protein of 214 amino acids. NCBI's taxonomy places the organism in Eukaryota, Fungi, Ascomycota, Pichiomycetes, Serinales, Debaryomycetaceae.
AUGGCAGGGAAAAGAACGUUCUACGCUGAUGAUGAAGAAACCAUCACCAAGCCUGGAUUUAACUCUAGGAUUUCCGAAGAAUUGAAAGAACAAGAAUCGUCUCACGGUUCUAUUUCAUUUAUUGAAGGUAUGGGAAUUAGAUCGAUACCAAUAUUAGAAAAAUACAGUAACCAAUUUAGAUUAUUCUUACAUGAUAAGAUUGAAAUUUACUCUGCUGAAUUGGGUACCCAAAGAUCUGCUUUCAAUAAUGAGUUAAAUACCGUGAAGAAGAAUUUUAAUGAAAUUAUAACAGAACCAAUAUUGCCAAGUUUCAUUUAUAUUUUAACUGCUUCAUUAACGGGAUCUAUUCUUGUUAAUAAAAGAGUAUUGCCAAUUAGAUUCAUAACUCCUUUACUUUUCGGUGGUGUUGCAUUCAAAUAUUACAUGCCAAUAUCUUUUGAAAAUGCAUCAAGUAGAUUAUUAACUAUUGAAGAAAAAAACUACCCAGAGCUCCAUAAACAACAAAUUGAAUUCAAAAACCAAUAUAGCCAAUUGAAAAAAGAUUUCAAUAAGUCAUUGGGUGAUUCAGAAAUUGAAUUACAAAAAAAUAUUCAUUCUACAAGAGAAUCUAUAAUUGAUUUUUUUUCUUCAAAUGAAAAGAAAUAA